This is a messenger RNA of Sardina pilchardus (European sardine), 1813 nucleotides long. RefSeq names its product glyoxylate reductase/hydroxypyruvate reductase b (gene grhprb). Gene Ontology annotation, cellular component: cytosol. Lineage: Eukaryota; Metazoa; Chordata; Actinopteri; Clupeiformes; Clupeidae. The record is from RefSeq and is a predicted model, not a curated record. Gene Ontology annotation, molecular function: hydroxypyruvate reductase [NAD(P)H] activity; NAD binding; hydroxypyruvate reductase (NADH) activity. The transcript has 9 exons. Bases 88 to 1149 code for a protein of 353 amino acids.
CCUCUCAUCUCUCAGCGGAUCCUCCGCUCCCUUUCGUUCAGCUAUCAACCCACCACGCACUGUAACAGGAUUUCAUACCGUUAAGCGAUGUGGUCGAGUCGAGUUGCCGUUCAGCGGUUGCAGAGGAUUGCGGCUGCUCAGCUAACCGUCAGCACCAUGCACCGGGCGCAGUCUACACUCCCACGCGUAUAUGUCACACGCAGCAUGCCGCCAGACGGACUGGACAUUCUUAGAAAGUCUGGACAGGUGCAGUUUGAGAUGUGGGACUCGGACGAUCCUGUGCCCCGAGCGGAGCUUUUGAAGAGGGUCAAAGGAGUGGAUGGCCUCUUUUGCGUGCUGACAGAGAAGAUAGACGCUGACCUUCUGGAUGCAGCUGGUCCAAAUCUGAGGGUGGUAAGCACUAUGUCAGUAGGAUAUGAUCAUCUCUCUCUAGAUGAGCUCAAAAAAAGGGGGAUCCGUGUGGGCUACACUCCAGAUGUGCUGACCGAUGCUGUGGCUGAACUUACUGUUGCUCUGCUGCUAUGUACAUCCAGACGCCUGGUUGAAGCAACACACGAAGCCAAAACGGGAGGCUGGGGUACCUGGAGAACACUAUGGCUGUGUGGGUAUGAACUGGCUAACAGCACUGUUGGAAUAAUGGGACUAGGAAGAAUUGGACUGGCCAUUGCUGAGAGACUUAAGCCCUUUAAAGUGAAGAAAUUCAUCUAUUCAGAUGUGACUCCCAGGCCUGAGCUGGCAAAUCAGAUUCAGGCAGAAUAUGUCUCUAUGGACGAGUUGGCCAAACAGUCGGACUUCCUGGCGGUGUGCUGUGCACUGACACCAGAGACUCAGGGCAUCUGUAAUAAAGAGCUCUUCUCCAAGAUGAAGGACACCUCCAUCUUCAUCAACACAAGCAGGGGUGGUGUAGUGAAUCAAGAAGAUCUGUAUGAGGCUCUGUCCACUGGACAGAUUGCUGCUGCCGGAUUGGAUGUCACUGUGCCUGAGCCCCUCCCCACCAGCCACCCACUCUUCACCCUGAAAAACUGUGUGAUUCUGCCCCACGUUGCCAGUGCCUCCUUCACCACACGGAAUGCCAUGUCAUCCCUGGCAGCCAAUAAUCUGCUAGCUGGUUUGAGAGGGGAUCCAAUGGAAAAGGAGCUUCAACUGUAAUCCAUACCUGCAUAUUGUAUAUUAAAAUAGACCACGUGCCUUUUAAGAUAUUGGGUUAAUGAUACCAGAGAAAGAUUAUUGAUAUUUAAACUCAACAGUCAGAAAAUAGUCCCUUCAGUGUGAUUGUGAUAGUGAAAUAGCACCACCUGUUUAUGAGUAGCUGCAAUAGCGUUGUGUGAGUGGGUGUACAUUCAUUCUGUCUGUUUUCAGUUUAUGGACACAGGGCUGUGUUUUUGUUGUUGUUGUUGUUGUUGUUUUGUUUCAGUGUGCACACACAAUGGACCGCUAUAGCGAAUUCUGAGGACAUAUUUACUGAAUGUGGUAAAAAUGUGUAUGGGCUUAGAAUAGUUUAUUAUUACUUUAAGGGAACCUUAGUGCUCAGAGACGCCACUUCUCUUCAAACUGCAGUCUGUUACUGUACUUUUGAAAUUCACCUGUAAAUAAUGUUUUUGGACUGCACUGGACCAUGGGAGCCGUCUUCUGCUAAUUUUAUAAAUGAAGUUUGAGUGGCCUUCUACUACAUAUGGCAUUAAAUCAUUGCUGACUAUUCCUUUAAGUAUUGCUGAUUUUUAAAUGUGAUAUGUCAAUUUUAGGGCUGGGGCAUAUGACAUCAUCAUUAAUAAAGAAUGAGUAUUUGUAGGUGACAAACACUCAAGUACUAGGA